Messenger RNA from Ramularia collo-cygni, 1638 nucleotides. RefSeq lists its product as uncharacterized. The record is from RefSeq and is a predicted model, not a curated record. Bases 1 to 1638 code for a protein of 545 amino acids. NCBI's taxonomy places the organism in Eukaryota, Fungi, Ascomycota, Dothideomycetes, Mycosphaerellales, Mycosphaerellaceae. The transcript is spliced from 3 exons.
AUGCCUUCCAUUAAUCUCGAGCACGGCUUCCGCUUCAUCCCCAACAGAAUCGAUACAAUCGCAGCCGAAGAUCCGUUGAAACCUUUCAUAUGUCUUCCCAAGGACGACGACGUUUCUAGCUUUGAGGAUGUAACUUACAAGCAAUUCGCGAAUGCUAUCAAUGGAGCGAGUCAUUUUCUCGAUGAUGUGCUUGGGAAAUGCGAAGUGAAUGCUUUUGAUACAAUAGCGUAUAUCGGGAAGAAUGACUUGAGAUACUUGAUUCUUGUGGUUGCGGCUGUCAAGACUGGGAGAAAGCUCCUAUCCGCAUCAACAUGGACGUCCAUAGAAGGGAAGAAGAAUUUAUUCUCCCUGACAAAUACCAAAGCGCUCUUCCGCUCUAUUGCACCACAAACCAAAGAAGUCCUUGAAGAGCUCGACCGCGCCAACCYCGACCUAAAAGUCAUCGAUGUUCCGCCUCUUGACCACUGGCUUAAUGCUGACAUCGACUUUCCACACUACCCAUACUCCCGAACAUGGGAAGAAGGCAUCAACGACCCCUUCGUGAUCUUCCACACUUCCGGGACAAUGGGUCUUCCGAAACCCCUGACCUACACUAACGCAACCAUGCAAGCCUAUGAUGCCAUGUCUCAGCUCCGACAUACAGGCCAGCAGCUUUCAACCCACGAUAUGACGGGACGGAGAAUCUACGUCUCUUUCGCUAUGCCACAUCUCGGCGGGUUCGGCCACCUCCUCCUCUACCCAGUAUUCUUUGACUACAUCGGUAUCAACGUCACCCAGUUCCUCCCCAGCGCUCCAAUUUUGGACAAAGUCCUCACCAAUACAUCCGCCUCGGCCGCCGUGCUAUAUCCAGCGUUGAUCGAGGAAGUUGCACGUCGAGAUCCCACCAGCUUUGCUCCUCUGAACAAACUCGACAUAAUCUGGUGGGGAGGUGCGCCUCUCAGUCAAUCUCUAGGGGACUCGUUGUGUGCAUUGGUCGAUCUUCGCACGAAAUAUGGCACGACUGAGAUCACCUGGCCAGCAUUCGAAGCCGUAGGCUCCGAGAAUUGGAACUUUGUCAAAAUCGCACCUUGUGUCGGAGUCUCGUUUGUUGAAUUCUCCGAAGGGUUGUAUGAGCUUUGCAUGGUGAGGCAGAAGGGGUACGAGAUUCUUCAAGUGGCGUUUCAAGUCCAUCCGGACAAGGAUUCGUAUUCUACCGGAGAUCUAUGGUCAAAGCAUCCUAGCAAGGCGGAUUGCUGGAGAUAUCGAGGUCGUGUAGAUGACAUGGUCAAGCUAUCUACAGGUCAAAGCGUCAAUGUCGCCGCAUUGGAGACUAAGAUCGCUGCCUGUCCGCUGGUUUCCGGAGUGUUGGUACUGGGCACAGGCAGACCAAAACUGUGCCUUGUCCUGGAGCUUGCUGGAAAGGUGGACCAGUUCAAACAGGACAAGGAAAGACUGCUUGAUCAGAUCUGGCCGUGGGUGGAGGAGGCAAAUACUACUUGUACGGAAAAUGGACGGUUGGUGAGGGAAAGAGUGUUACUGUUGGGACCAGAACGACCGCUGAAGCGGCUCUUAAAGGGAACUGUGGAUCGGCGAGCAGCUACAAUAGCUUUGGCGGGAGACCUUAGUUUGCUUUAUCGUCAAGAAAUCGUCGUGGAAUAG